CACAGUUUUGUCUUUAUUAAGAGCUCAGUGAGAAGGAAUCCAGUUCCCCCUCAUACCCAGCCAAAGGACACAGCUCCCUUCCUGGAGCCCUACUCUGCUACAUCACACCAGUGCUGGGAUUACUACUCCAAGGCUGCAGACAGGAGGCUGGGCAGCCAGGGAGCGGAGGCAGGAGAGAGGGAGCACAGAAAGUUACCCUAUUUAUUCUGUACCGGUUAUUACACGGCUAGCAAGUACUGGAAACACUCAGCAGGUCCCGGUUAUUCUCAGGAUGUUGCGGACCCUCCUUCCACAUUGCAGUUUGGCGGUCUUCAUCUUAAGUUUUUCCUUCCCAGCCCAUGGGAGACCGACGCAAGGGCUCAGCGGCAGAGUACGAAGGGCCGUCUCCGAGCACCAGCUUCUCCAUGACAAGGGCCGGUCGCUGCAGGAGCUCCGACGCAGAAUCUUCCUGCAGAACCUCAUAGAAGGGGUGAACACGGCGGAAAUCCGCGCAGUGCCGGAUGAACUGCCGCGCCCCAUCCCCAGCGUCAAGAACUUUAACACCCUGCGUCUUGUGGGCGAGGAGGAAGGAGUCACCAGUCACCUGACGCAGGAGACGCACAAAGCCGUCAGCUUCAAGGACCCAGCGCCCAAGAUCCCCGGCAAGAAGAAGAAGGGGAAGCCGGGCAAACGGAAGGAGCAGGACAAGAGGAAGAGGAGGGAAAGAGCGGCACUGGAAAGCUUGCAGGACCCGCCCGGAUCAGAGCUUUGGUGGGAAGAGCUUGGCAUCAGUACGCAAUGACAAUUCAACUGGAGCUUCCACUUCUAUUGAAGAGAAUUUUAUUUUUAUUUUUUAAACGGAGAAAAAGCGGGGAGCGCAGCGGAGAUAAUUCUGGACUCACACAAUUGUUAUGUAUUUAUUUCCUGUAAAUACUCCCCCCCCCCCCGGACCCCACGAAGCGCUGUCCUCCUCCCGCCAUCUGUAAUACUGCACAGCCGCCCCCCCUUUGCGGCCCCCAUCCCUUAUUUAUUGGUUGGAUUAUGUAUUUAUUGUGUUUUUUUUUGUUUUGUUUUUUAAAUCCUUGUGCUGCUGGCAAAUCCCGUUUCAUGUUGCACUUUAUGUCCAGAACUCGCCAAGAUCUUCUGUGUUUAUGUUUUGUUUUUUAACUUUAUUUUUUUUUUUAUAUUGAAUUGAACAUAUUUUAUUAUAUUAUAUAUAUUUUUUGUGCAUGUUUGGAAUGUGGCGACUGGUGGAAUUUGUACAGAAUGUGUAA
Messenger RNA from Pseudophryne corroboree (corroboree frog), 1253 nucleotides. RefSeq names its product parathyroid hormone like hormone (gene PTHLH). The transcript has 5 exons. Gene Ontology annotation, molecular function: hormone activity. The coding region runs from base 272 to 781 and encodes 169 amino acids. Gene Ontology annotation, cellular component: extracellular region. The record is from RefSeq and is a predicted model, not a curated record. Lineage: Eukaryota; Metazoa; Chordata; Amphibia; Anura; Myobatrachidae. Gene Ontology annotation, biological process: bone mineralization.